AUGGAACCUAUCAAGAGAAGUGCACAAAAAAGAAGCAAAAUACUAACCCAGGAGUUAAAUAAAAAGAUAUUGGAGUUAUCCUCACUUGAAAAAUAUCUUCAAGAGCAACAGAAAAAAUAUUUGUCAGGUGAACUAUCAAAUUAUGAACUAACAAGAAUCAGUCUUGAAAAAGAGUUUGAGAAUAUCUCACUUAUCGAAAUAUCUCCUGAAGAACGCAAAUUUUUAAGUGAAAUCAGCUCUGAAUUCAUGACUGCUUAUUCAAAAUACAUUGACGCUUGGAACUCUAUUAAAACCAGCCUUAAGAUUUUUGCUGAACAGUUAAAUUUCGAGUCCAAGUUCAUGUAUUCUACUUGCGGAGCGCCAAGCAAGACUGGUGUGAUGGUUUAUGACAUAAAGAACUCUAGGCUAAGUCAGGCUGAAAUAAAAGUUCCAGAGUCUUUUGAUAAAGCCUGUCUUGUCCAACUUCCAAACUGAGAGCUUUUUUCUUUUGGAUGUUGGGAGUUUUCAUCUGCAAAAGCUUAUAUAUUUGAUCUAAAAACGCUUAGUAUCAAAAGAAGGCUGCCAAAUGGGCCUAACGCCUCAUGGUGUGUUGGAGUUUACUAUCAAAAUUGCAUUUUCAUUUUUGGUGGGAUGUUUGAACUCCAAAUACUGGAUAUUGCUUAUAAAUUUGACUUAGCAACUAAUCACUGGAUUAGACUGACUCCAAUUCCAGUCCCGUCUUUUGGUUGCUCCUGUCUUGUUUUCCAAGAAAAUAUCUUGAUCUGCGGAUUUUUUUUCAAAAAACUAUAUAAGUUUGAUAGGAAAAUUGAAAGUUACUCAGAACUUCCUUUCGUCAGCGUUACCGAAUGCAGACUUAAACUGCUGGCUACUUUUAAUUUAAGAGUUUAUCUAAUCGAGAUAGAUGGGAAAGUCAUGGAAAGUGAAAUCGGAAACGAGUACAACUGGAAUAAAAUUGGAGACAUUAAGCUAGGUGAGGAAUAUGGCUUUAUUCACGCAAAGCAGUGCGAUAGCUGCCUUUACGGAGUCUUAUUUGGCAUCGAUACAGUUUCUUGCUUUAAAUUUGAUUUGAAGAAAAAGAAAAUGGAAGAAGGAAGGGUUGAAGUUGACUCACUAGAUGCUUGUAUAUAG
Molecule: messenger RNA, 1128 nt
Organism: Blepharisma stoltei
Lineage: Eukaryota; Ciliophora; Heterotrichea; Heterotrichida; Blepharismidae
Source: the annotation of a GenBank genome assembly